This is a messenger RNA of Penicillium mononematosum, 420 nucleotides long. RefSeq lists its product as uncharacterized. The record is from RefSeq and is a predicted model, not a curated record. NCBI's taxonomy places the organism in Eukaryota, Fungi, Ascomycota, Eurotiomycetes, Eurotiales, Aspergillaceae. The transcript has a single exon. The coding region runs from base 1 to 420 and encodes 139 amino acids.
AUGUCGACAGCACAUGACACUCACCAGUCGGACAUAGACACACCAAAUCUUACCUUCGAAACAAACGGCCUCUACAUCCUCGUCUCUGACCGCGGCGACAAGAGCUACACAUUCCACUGGCGCCUGUAUCUACACCAGUGUCCAACUGGGGCUCUCAAGAUAGGAGAGUUGGACCCGAUCCUGCACGCGCAUUUUCUCGAACGUCUUCACCAAGUCCCGAUCGUCGACUCGGUCCGAUUCCGCGAGAGAAUCACGUGCCGGGUUUGGCUUAAGGAAGCUCUCUUUGCGCUCGAUGACGAGGGAUAUAUUAUGCUCACUCGCAGUGUGGAUGAUAUUGAAGCUGAGGCAAGGAAUCUCGGGCUGCGGAAUAAGAGUUUGGGGAGGAGGACGGUUGUUCGGAGUUGUGGGAGCCAAGCUUGA